AUGCCACCUCCAUGUGCCGGAAUGAAAUUGGUGCUGGCAUGUGUGGCCUUCCACCGUGUGGUGAGCUUUGCGGACGUAGAAGAGUCCCCCGGCUGCGCGUUGGUUCAACGCAAGGCGGAGCCCUUGCCUCCCCGAUCUCCACCUGCUGAUGCCGAGCCUGUCAUUUUGACGAGGUUAGAGAGCAACGUGGAGCAGGCUGGUCGUGCAGCUGACGCUGUCUCCGCGGACGCGAUGUCGCUGGUAGACGAGCUCUCAAAGCUGCACGCAUCGUUGAAGCGGACCCACGUGACGGAAGCGGUGUCACCGCCACUGCAAGCGGGCUUACUGGAAACCUUGGAGGCCGCACAUGCCAUGCUAACAUUGCCUGUGCGUGAACCGACCCAGGGGUCAGAUUCAAUGCUGGCGACAGAUGAGUCGACAGAUGAGUCGGACACUUCUAUCCAUACAACGAGCGUGAAGUUCCAACAGUUGACUGAGCCUACUGAACAGUCUAGCAAGACAAAGACGUGGAGGGACGUGGCCAGCAAGGUGUUGUGUUUUGGUGGGUUGCUUCAGGCAAAGACCGGUGUUCUUGUUUGGGCGGGCACGUCAGUCUUCCUGGCGCUUACGUUGCUCGUUGUCUCCGCCAGAUCAUUCUUCACAAGUGGAGGCGAGCCAGAGGUGAACGAAUCAUUGGUGGAUACGCUGAGACUUGACAGACUCGAUAUGACUCGACAAAACUAA
This is a messenger RNA of Symbiodinium natans, 723 nucleotides long. The record is from the annotation of a GenBank genome assembly. NCBI's taxonomy places the organism in Eukaryota, Dinophyceae, Suessiales, Symbiodiniaceae.